Pseudophryne corroboree (corroboree frog) is the source of this 3292-nucleotide messenger RNA. It is a transcript of the gene LRRC42, whose product is annotated as leucine rich repeat containing 42. Bases 248 to 1504 code for a protein of 418 amino acids. The record is from RefSeq and is a predicted model, not a curated record. The transcript is spliced from 8 exons. Gene Ontology annotation, molecular function: protein binding. NCBI's taxonomy places the organism in Eukaryota, Metazoa, Chordata, Amphibia, Anura, Myobatrachidae.
AGUAACUAUGUAAUUUGGGCAAGGGGCACACCAUAUUCAGUAAUAAGGAUCAGGCAUACGGGAGUCAUACAAGGAAUAACUAGGACAGGAGCUGUUACUUUGUUGUCCCAAGUACUGUGCUGCUGCCUAUGCUACACAUACAGAGGUGGGAGCGUAGAGAGGAGAUCUAAUACACAUUUGUUGUAGAUGGACGCUCAGGCAGCUGCCACUGUGUGAGACAGGACAGGUUUCCAUAUAUAGCACUAACAUGUCACAGUCCUCAGAAUUAGAGGGUAACGAGGACACGGGGCCUGUCUAUGUGCGGGAGAAAGGUCAGCUGUUCCUAGCAGGAUCACAGUGCUCACGGAUGAGGUCUCGUCCACUUCGAACUUUUUCCAGAGGUUUCUCGGUGGAACUGUGUGUGAAGCAGGAGGAUACAUGUAAACCUAAGGAGAAGCCGUUUAUUUUCACCUACACUGAACAGGGCAGCCUGCGUUAUUCUGCCAAGCCCCUGUUCACCCUGGCUCUCAAUCUCAUUGCUGAUAACAUUCAGCAUGUGGACUCACUACUUGGAUUUCCCGAGCAGAUUGCAGAGAAACUGUUCACUGCCGCGGAAUCCAGACAGCAAUUCUGUAAACCCAACAGUGGCCUUGUAGCUCUUCGGAAAUUCACAGAGGCUUACGGAGACUUGAUGCUGUCAUCACUUUGUCUGCGGGGCAAGUAUUUGUUAGUCUCUGAGAAGCUGGAGGCCAUCACCUCAUUUCACGGCCUACACAGAUUAGACCUGUCCUGCUGUAAGCUGGGGGAUGAACACGAGUUGCUUGGCCACCUUACCUCCGAGGCUCUAAACAGCCUGAGGGAGCUAUACUUGAAGGAUAAUUGUCUGUCUGAUAUUGGGAUCAGGAAAAUGACUGCUCCUCUGCGUGUCCUGAAUAGAGGACCUGGAUGCCUGACACUGCUAGAUCUGUCAUGCAACCAGGGAAUAACUGAGCUGGCGGUGACGUUCCUGCUUGUAUUUAAACAGCUUUUAUACUUGGACAUUUCUGAUACAGGUGUGCAGGAUCACUUUGCAACAUGUAGGAGAAUACAGACGAGGACAGGCCUGCAUCAUUCUAAGGGUCCCUUAGCCCAGUUUGACCAUGUGGACUGCAGGACUCAGGGCUGGGCUGAGCAGCUUUUCAGGCAGUGGGAUCAAUUUGUAGCAUCUGCCAUUAAGCCAAAGGAAAUCCUGAAAUCCUGGACUGCAGCACAACAAUUCUAUGGAAAAGAUAAGUCGAAUCACCAAACUAUGGAGAAAUGCGUCUUACAAGUUACACCAUCAGCAACAUGCACCACAAAUCUUCAGUUUCACAGGCCGGUGGCAGGAGACCAGGAUCUUGUCCCCUCCGAAUCUAACUCCGAACAUUUUGCAGCAAAAAGAUCUCUUGAAGGCAAAACUCCAGACGUUCUUCCCUCUGCUCCGUCUGCAAAGAGGUCACGUGUGGCUCUCACUACAGACGACUGGAACCUGCUGAACUCCUACUGAGAGGAAAGGUGGCUAUCUCUCCACAGAGCAGAACUCUAGAGACCUCAGACACAAGGUUUUACGGUGCUUCCUAGGGGAAACCUCUAUCACAUCCAGCAAUAAUACUGCCCAUACUCUAUUCAUUGCUGGUGCUGAAUGUGGGAUUGCAAAGUACUGUCACUGCAGUUAGGUUACACGUUGCAUGGGGACAGGGAGAGAGAGACUCUCUGUGACAAAGACAUAGACAACUGGUCAUUUGUGCAUUUAUCUUCACCCUAUUGGCGUAUCUAUAAUGUGUGCAGUAUGUGCGAGGCACACAGGUCCAGGGGGGCCAACCCCACACACUGCACCCAUUUGUUUAAUACUUACUUCUCUGGAGUCCCCCGUCGGAGCCAUCCCUUCUCGGCAGUGCAAUAGAGUCUGAACACUAGGGGAAACAAACUCUAUUGCGCCUGCUAAAAACUCCGGAAAUGUGGCACGGUGGCCAUUUUUUCGGAGUUUUGCGCACGCACAUUAGGAAAAUAUUUGGGAAAAUGGCCGCUGCAACAUGUUCCUGAGAUCUGCGCAUGCGCAAUAGAGUCUGUGCUCAGACUCUAUUGCCGCUGCAGAGAAGGUUGGCACCGACGGGGGACUCCGGAGAGGUAAGUAUUAAAACCUUGUGCCUCGGUCAGAGAGGAGAGGGCCCCUGAUGCAGAAGGAUGCACACGGGCCUCCUCCUCUCUUAAAACGCCCCUGCUUUACCCACUGUGGUUCAUUCAGAUUUAAGUCUAAGAGGGAAAUGUAUCAAAACUUGGAGAGCGAGAAAGCACCAACCAAUCAGCUUUUAACUGUCAUUUUAUAGGCUGUUUGAAAAAUGUCAUUUAGGAACUGAUUGGUUAAUACUUUGGGGUAUAUUCAAUUGAAGUCGAAAACUGCCGUCUGUCGAAAAGACGGCAGUUUUCGACUUUUUAAGGUCGAAUCCUGAUUCGACCUAUUCAAUAUUUCCCCAAAUUUUUCGACAAGUCGCUGAAUUCGACUUGUCGAAAAAGCACGUGAAUCGGCGGAAUAGCUGCCGGUCCACAUGCUUGUGUCGAAAACGGGGCCACGCUGCUGGAGCUGGGUGGAAGCUGCCGUGAGGUCAGGCGGCUGUGUGACAUCCUCCUGCAGCGCUACUGUAGCGCUGAUCUUCCCUGUAUGCCCGCCGGCUGUCCCCCCGCUGGUCUCCCCGUGGCUCGCCCCCUCUCCCCCUCUCCUCCUCUGCGUCCCAUCUAAGUUCGACUUGAAAAAGUCGAAUUAAGAUGGGAUUGAAUAGGGGUUGUCGGAUCCAUUCCGACAAAUACAUGUCGGAAUGGAUCCGACUUUAAUUGAAUAUACCCCUUUAUCUCUCCACUUUUCUUUCCAAGCUUUUAAACAUCUCCUAAUUAAAAAUUCAGCAGAAAGUGGCUACAUGAUGUUAGGAUUUCAUAGGUUCCACCACAACGUUUGAAUGGAAUCCGGCGUCUUACAUAAGAACAUAACUGGUAACAGCAGCUCAGUGUUUUUUCUUACAGGGCAUGCUUGCACCUGUAGUUCCACCAUUGCUGUGGAGCCACCGUUUACUUACCUAUAUUUUAGCUGGGUAAUAACUGCUACAUGAAAUGGCCCUGAUCUACAGAAUGUUAAUCUCACCGAACGUGCUAAUGAAUAUUGAAUGGAGAGCCGAAUGGAACUAGACAAUCAUUGAAAAAGUGCCUGGAUGCCUCCAUGUAUGCUUAAGGUCCCACAGUAAAGUUUGUUAGUUUUAAUUGUAUUGUUAUGUUCUCGGCACAUAAUAAAUUCUAUUUUGCUAAA